UUCUUACCUGUUUUCUCAACGCACAAAUAUUUAAAGAAGAGGGAAAUUAAAAUGCCGAAAGUAUCAGCUCACAAUUAAGCCAAGAGCGCGGCUAGCAGACGACGAAUGAGCCUCUCCAGUGACGUGAUUCGCGCGCCGGAAAGACAGCCGAGAAAAACGUGAACUGCGCAUGUGCAAUGCUUCCAGCGAUUGCCGUUACGCAGCGCUGACAGCGCCGAUGGUCACGCCAGUCAAACAUUCGCUUGUUCAGCCGAACUGCGCUCAUCGCUGUACCAACAGCCCAGUCUGCUUUCGUGAACGACAGUGCUUGCGACAGAUACGCCAUGUCAUCUGCUUCCUGCAUGAAACGUAAGCGCCGUCUGCAAGCUUCACCUCAGCAGCGUCUAAGGUCUUCAAGCUACAAGCCUGUAAUUUUUCAAGGCCACUUCAGUUCAGACAAAGCGCGUGCAGAUAGACACGCUGGCUGCAGGCCUGCUGCUUCGGCUUCCCAGUGCCCCGAAUGGAAUGACAGCAUCAAGGUCCCAGCCACCUUUGACAAGUUCUGCAGGAAAGAGAUGCACAAAAAAGAACGUGCUUUCGCCAAGGCACCUAGGAAGACAGGACAGGGUGCGGAGGCUCGGGUGAGGAUGGACCCAAAUGAAGGUGACUUUAACUACCUUUCAGUUAAGAUUAUCCCUCCUACGUUGAAAGAAUGAGAAACACAAAGAUGCAUAUUUUAAAGCCAGGAAUAUUUUUUCGCUACGCCUCAUACGGAAAACUUGGGGUGAACCUGUUGAAUUAGAAAACAUUAAGGUUAUUUUUUAGCUGCGCAGGAUUUUGUUUAGUUGCCUGUGGGAGAUAGCCCAA
Messenger RNA from Dermacentor andersoni, 846 nucleotides. The record is from RefSeq and is a predicted model, not a curated record. NCBI's taxonomy places the organism in Eukaryota, Metazoa, Arthropoda, Arachnida, Ixodida, Ixodidae.